Saccostrea cuccullata (small rock oyster) is the source of this 986-nucleotide messenger RNA. RefSeq lists its product as uncharacterized. The transcript has 3 exons. Gene Ontology annotation, cellular component: membrane. The record is from RefSeq and is a predicted model, not a curated record. The coding region runs from base 198 to 770 and encodes 190 amino acids. NCBI's taxonomy places the organism in Eukaryota, Metazoa, Mollusca, Bivalvia, Ostreida, Ostreidae.
UUUGAAUGCGUGAUUUUUGAAGUUCAUGUUAUAAUAGUGAAAAUAUAACAUGUUUCAGAAGAAAAUCAUAACGAAAUGUCUAAAUUAUAAAACUGGAACUAUAAAAUUUCUGGAUUUGUAAAACAUGCAUUUAUGUGCAUCCAUUAAUAGACUGCAUGCUACAUGGAAUAACUUCAUAAAUAUAACGUGUAAAAAGCAUGUUUUAUCUUUUUAGACGUAGAUUCCAGCAGUCAUAUUCCAAGAUGGCGUUGUGUGGGGACGUCUCGAAAUUUUUCAUCAUCGGAUCUGUUCUUCAAACACUUGCAUUGGUUCUUCAUAUCAUAGGACUUGCUUCACCUUACUGGGUUUAUUUUGAAGACGUUGAAGAUGACUUUAAGAGAAAGUCGAAUGCAGGGUUGUGGCUAGCUUGCGAUAUUAUUAGUGAUGGCAGUCAACAUAUCAACACUUGUACCUACACCAGUAGUAGUGAAUUAGAUUGGUUUAAGGCAGUUCAAGCUUUUGCCUGCCUAGGGUUGAUCUUCCUGCUGUUCGGCAUUGUUGCACUGGCAGUGAAACGUUGUAUGGACAAGGCGUCGAUUCUUUAUCUGUCUGCUGGGUUAACAUUUGCAGGAGCGGUGUGUAUUUUGAUAACCAUUGCUGUUUAUGCCGCCAAGAUUACUGACCUCGGUAUAAGUGGUUACCUUCAUUUUGCCUUUGCUUUUUGCAUCAUUGCGAUGAUUCUUGCAAUACCUGCUGGGAUUUUCAUAAUUAUUGAAGCCUCAAAAAAAUAAAGGAGUUUAAAUUCAUUUAAGCCUACUAAAACCAAUUUGAUGUUAUUUCAUUCAAAAAGGGAAAACUCGAUCAUCACGAAUACGGUACAUGUUUAUCUGGUACCUGGAUUUUUUUAAUGUAUUCGCUCACAGGUGACUUUAUUAUGUAAUGAAAACGCAUUAUCCAAGACAGUAAUAACUUUUCUAAGCCAUGAAAAUAUUAUACAGUACACAAGC